Messenger RNA from Cyphomyrmex costatus, 1070 nucleotides. Its product is annotated as retinol dehydrogenase 13. The record is from RefSeq and is a predicted model, not a curated record. Gene Ontology annotation, molecular function: oxidoreductase activity. The transcript is spliced from 6 exons. NCBI's taxonomy places the organism in Eukaryota, Metazoa, Arthropoda, Insecta, Hymenoptera, Formicidae. Bases 99 to 1070 code for a protein of 323 amino acids.
AUGCACAUGACGACAAUUAAGUUUGGUUAUGCUCCUUCUCGAAUUCACACUCUACUUAAUUGUUCAUUUUAGUUUCCUCCACGAAUUGAUCGGUGAAAAUGAAACUCCCAAAAUCGUUUAUCUACACUUCUGUGAUAGCAACUACCGUCGGCGCGGCGUAUCUGACGAAGGACCAUAUGGGAGGUCCGAAAUAUGAAGGAAAAGAGGAUCUAGUCGACAAGGUAGUCAUUGUGACAGGAGCCAAUUCUGGUAUUGGGAAGGAGACAGUCCUAGAAUUAGCCAAACGCAAUGCAAGAGUUAUCAUGGCAUGUAGGGACAUGGAAAAAUGUGAAAUGGAACGCCGAAAUAUUGUACUUGACACAAAGAACAAAUAUGUUUAUUGUAGGAAGUGUGAUUUAGCAUCACAAGAAAGUAUUAGAAACUUUGUUACACAAUUUAAAAAAGAAUAUGAUAAACUUCACAUACUUAUUAAUAAUGCCGGCGUGAUGAGAUGCCCAAAGAGUUACACUAAAGAAGGCAUCGAGAUGCAGCUAGGAGUUAAUCACAUGGGACACUUCUUGCUCACGAAUUUGCUUCUAGACGUUUUGAAAACAUCUGCACCAUCCAGAAUUGUAAAUUUGUCCAGCGCCGCUUAUCGUACUGGUCAAAUAAAUAUGCAGGAUUUGAAUUGGGAUAAUGAUUAUGAUGCUGGUAGAGCAUACAGUCAAAGUAAAUUAGCUAUAAUACUUUUUACUCGGGAAUUGGCAAGCAAAUUGAAAGGUACUAAUGUUAUCGUGAAUGCUGUCCAUCCUGGUAUAGUUGAUACAAACAUAACGCGACAUAUGUUUGUAUACAAUAACUUUUUCACACGAAUAUUUUUGAAGCCAAUUGCUUGGCCAUUUAUUAAAGCACCUCGGCAUGGAGUUCAAUCUGUUUUGUAUGCAGCAUUAGAUCCUAGUCUUACAAAUGCUUCUGGAUGUUAUUUAGACAAUUGCAAACCUAAAGAAUUAUCAGAGGAAAUAAAGAAUGAUGACCUAGCUAAAUGGUUAUGGAAAGUUAGUGAAAAGUGGACAAAAUUAAAUGUUACAUAG